AUGCAUACUUCAUACAUAAUAUUGUCGAUAAUUCUAUUGUUUACCGCAUUAAAUAUAUCAAAUGAACGCGGCGCUGGUGUAUGUUAUUCCUGCGUAGGUUGUCCAAAGCCAUUUACUCCUGAUCUCUCGUCUGUUAUGCAAGUUUACACGUCUACAGGCUGGUGUUCUAUGAUGAGUAAUUCAGAUUCGUCCGAUGCCACUUUUACUCGAAAUGCUGCUCCGCCUGGACUAUGUUACACCAAAGGAUGUUCCUGGCAGAUAGUAAACGGUGCUAAAACAUGGGUUUGCUGUUGUGACGGUAGUCUAUGUAAUGGGGAUCCUCCGACAACCCUCUGCUAUGAUUGUACGAAUUGUCCAAAACCAUUUAAUCGAAAGAGUGUAGGAGUGUCGACAGCAGAUUCGAGAACGGGCUGGUGCUACCGUCGAAGCACUUCGAAUGAAGACUAUGCAUCUGUAGAUCGAGGAGUCGCUCUAUCGGGCAUCUGUGCUUGGAAUGAAUGCUCGUGGAAAAUCAUUGACAGAAGCAGAUAUUGGGUUUGUUGUUGUAAUGGAGACAAAUGUAACUCGGCAGUAUCAAUGUCAACAUCUGCUAUUUAUAAAUUGAUCACUGGAGCAUUGCUCAUCGUUAUGUUUCAGAAGAAGUUUCUUGACUAA
This is a messenger RNA of Adineta ricciae, 654 nucleotides long. Lineage: Eukaryota; Metazoa; Rotifera; Eurotatoria; Adinetida; Adinetidae. The record is from the annotation of a GenBank genome assembly.